Messenger RNA from Balaenoptera musculus (blue whale), 312 nucleotides. RefSeq names its product thymosin beta-4-like. Gene Ontology annotation, cellular component: cytoplasm. NCBI's taxonomy places the organism in Eukaryota, Metazoa, Chordata, Mammalia, Artiodactyla, Balaenopteridae. Gene Ontology annotation, biological process: regulation of cell migration; actin filament organization. The record is from RefSeq and is a predicted model, not a curated record. Gene Ontology annotation, molecular function: actin monomer binding. Bases 1 to 135 code for a protein of 44 amino acids. The transcript is spliced from 2 exons.
AUGUCUGACAAACCCGAUAUGGCCGAGAUUGAGAAAUUCGGUAAGUCGAAAUUGAAAACAGAACCGAAAGAGAAAAAAAACCCACUGCCUUCAAAAGAAACGACUGAACAGGAGAAGCGAGCAGGCGAGCCGUAAUGAGGCGCGCGCCGCCAGUAUGCACCGUACCUUCCACAAGCAUUGCCUUAUUUUACUUCUUUUAGCUGUUUAACUUCGUAAGAUGCAAAGAGGUUGGAUCAAGUUUCAAUGACUGUGGUGCCCCUUUUCACAUCGAAGAAUGGGAAACUACUGACAACGCAGGCCGCGCCUGCCUCU